AUGAAGAUUGUGAUUCAACGAGUCUUGCGCGGCGCGGCGACUGUGAAUGGGGAGACGGUUGGUUCAAUUCAAAAGGGGAUGGUUGUUUUAAUCGGAAUAGACCGCGAGGAUACACAGGACGAUAUGGAUUACAUCGUGCGCAAGAUACUUACCAUACGGAUCUGGCCGAACGAGGAGGAAAGGCCGUGGAGGUUGAAUAUUAAAAAUAUUAAUGGGAGUAUUUUGAUGGCUUCGCAGUUUACACUUAUGCAUAAGUCAAAGGGUACGAAGCCGGAUUUUCAUCGCGCGAUGGCCCCUGAGGGGGCUUUGGAGAUGUUUAAUCGCAUUUGUGAUAAACUUCGAGCGGAGUAUGAUCCGGAGAAGAUCGCUACUGGAAAGUUCCAGAGUUAUUCAUCUAUCGAUAUUGUUAAUGAUGGUCCAGUAACUUUUAUUGUCGACAGCAAGAACCGAGAAUAA
Messenger RNA from Phytomonas sp. Hart1, 456 nucleotides. Lineage: Eukaryota; Euglenozoa; Kinetoplastea; Trypanosomatida; Trypanosomatidae. The record is from the annotation of a GenBank genome assembly.